Messenger RNA from Acinonyx jubatus (cheetah), 756 nucleotides. RefSeq names its product charged multivesicular body protein 3-like. Bases 1 to 561 code for a protein of 186 amino acids. Gene Ontology annotation, cellular component: multivesicular body; ESCRT III complex. NCBI's taxonomy places the organism in Eukaryota, Metazoa, Chordata, Mammalia, Carnivora, Felidae. Gene Ontology annotation, biological process: protein transport; endosome transport via multivesicular body sorting pathway; late endosome to vacuole transport. The record is from RefSeq and is a predicted model, not a curated record. The transcript is spliced from 3 exons.
AUGGCCAGAAGUGCACAAAAAGAGCGUGAGACUUUAACCUCUGCUGGCCUCGAUGACUUAUCUGCUGGUAUAAUCCAAGCUCUUAUUCCUGAGGGAUCUGAACCCAUGCUUGCUGUGAGCAAGCUCUAUGCUUCCAAUGCUCACGUGAACUCCGUGCUCAUAGGGAUGAAGAACCAGCUGGUGGUUUUGCGAGUGGCUGGUUCCCUGCAGAAGAGCAAAGAAGUAAUGAAGGCCAUGCAGAGUCUUGUGAAGAUCCCAGAAAUCCAGGCCACCAUGAGGGAGCUAUCCAAAGAGAUGAUGAAGGCUGGCAUCAUAGAAGAAAUGUUAGAAGAUACUUUUGAAAGCAUGGAUGAUCAGGAAGAAAUGGAAAAAGCAGCAGAAAUGGAAAUUGACAAAAUUCUGUUUGAAAUCACAACAGGUGCCUUGGGCAAAGCACCUAGUAAAGUGACCGAUGCCUUUCCGGAGCCCAGACCUUCAGGAGCGACGGCUGCAUCAGAAGAUGAGAAGGAAGAAGAGGCCCUGGAGGCCAUGCAGUCCCAUCUUGCCACACUCCGCAGCUAGUGGCUGCUCAGCUAGGCCCUCGGGUUCUUUCGUGGCCCACCUACUGGGAGUGGGCACACUCCUCUGAAGCAGUCACCAUGUUAUGUAUCUCUUGCACUACACCUCUGAAUCAGGCACUUUUAUUCUGAGAAGGUUCUCUGCUAAUAUCACUUCACUUGGCAGAGGUUUUGGGAUCUCAACAGGACUGUUCUUGAG